AUGUACUACCUUAACAACAUCCCCCCUGACAAAAUACAAUCUGUUCAGCAUUACACCACAAAUCAUUCCAUUAUUGGAGAAAAAAAACCAACCAAUUGCACUGCUAUAAUACCUUUGGCAUACACGCCUUCAGCUCAGGAACUAGAAUAUUUGAAACAAUUCAAUUAUUUACUCUGGAUCGGUGAUGCUUUCGCUAAUAAAUGGAUUUUUGGUACAUAUGAUGAUGGUGAAAAUCUAUCACCUUUUGAUCACUUGAUCUUUUAUCGAAUGGAAUAUUCAUUAACUGAUAAUUAUGUAAUUUUUUUUGGUAAAAAUGAACAACGCGCAAUUCAGGGGCUCAAAACUAAAAAAGUGUACAUGUUUGACCGAGAAAUAUGGGUUCCAGAAGAUAAAAAAGAAUUCAUCUUUAAAUGGAAAGAUGGAAGAUUCUUGAAUUGUUUGAAAAUGAAUGUUACGAGUACUGUCGAUAGUCGUGCGAUUCCAGAGAAUUUUAUCGACAAAGUGGCAAAGUUCCGAGAUUUUAUUGAAUCGCACAAUUCAACACCAAUACUAUUCGGCGGGACGCUUUUAGGUUGGUACAGAGAAUGCUCCUUCAUCAUGGAUACGACGGAUGUUGACCUCGCAAUGAAGAUUGAUGCUUUAAAUCCUAUUAUGAUGAAAAAUUUGGAAAAAACGAAAGAAUUUAAGCUUUAUUGGAUUCUUGGAAAGAUUAAUGACUCAUUGGAACUAAGCGUUUAUUCAAAUAAUAUCAAGAUUGACUUAUUUUUCUUAUACGAAAACGCUGACUCUGCUUGGGUGGGUGGUUUGUUUGUGUCAAAGAGAAAGAAACUUCAAUGGAUUUAUCCACCAAUUUUGGAAUUUUGCGUUGGAGAGUUACUUGGCAAACUGUUUCAUGUGCCUUGCAAUGUCGAAGAAGUACUCCAGGCCGAUUACGGAGAAUGGAAAGUACCUCAUGCAACAGCAAAUUUUACUUGGUAUGAAUCUCAUAAAAAUAUUCGAGAAGCUGGAUACUGGAGCAAACAGGAGUGGAAAGACGUUUAUAGGACGUUUUGA
Molecule: messenger RNA, 1053 nt
Organism: Thelazia callipaeda (thelaziosis nematode)
Lineage: Eukaryota; Metazoa; Nematoda; Chromadorea; Rhabditida; Thelaziidae
Source: the annotation of a GenBank genome assembly